Lytechinus pictus (painted urchin) is the source of this 8271-nucleotide messenger RNA. Its product is annotated as somatostatin receptor type 2-like. Gene Ontology annotation, biological process: neuropeptide signaling pathway. Gene Ontology annotation, cellular component: plasma membrane; neuron projection. Lineage: Eukaryota; Metazoa; Echinodermata; Echinoidea; Temnopleuroida; Toxopneustidae. Bases 395 to 1573 code for a protein of 392 amino acids. Gene Ontology annotation, molecular function: neuropeptide binding; G protein-coupled receptor activity. The record is from RefSeq and is a predicted model, not a curated record. The transcript has a single exon.
AAAGGAGGUGUGUCAGGGAUAGCUCGUCUUACUUUGGAAAUUUAUCUCCUGAGAGAAUAUUUUUCGAUGUCACUCUCGUAUCUUGUGUGUGUUCUACAUGAAUUUAGUCCGCGAGACUUUAACUUUGAGGAUUUACAGCCGAACGUUUCCGAUAUCCAAGUAACUUAAAAUCUUGGAAUAACAUUAAAUAAUUCGCGUUUUUCAAGGUAAUAACUUACGAAUUCGCUUAGAUAGCGUUUCUAUUCUAGAUUUAACGGUAGCCUGUGAACUCCAAACGAUUUUCGGCAGAAAAACUAUAUACUAUUCGACGUUCCUUAAAAUUUUUUUUUUAUGGCGGUCCGUUUGUUAAAUAUAUUUGAUUUUUGAGGCCUACUCUUAAAAGAAAAAAACAAACAUGGCGAUGGAACAAUAUCAGCUAAGUACGUCACUUAUGGUGACAAAUGAAGAGUUAGAAUCGCCGAGUAUGUCGAAUCAGACGAUGAUGGGUUUUCCACAAGCUGAAAUGCGGUGGAUGACCAUUGGUAUUCCUAUAGUCUACGGGAUAAUCGUAUUAAUAGGUCUCAUCGGGAAUGGCUUAGUCAUCAUAGUUCUCCUUAGCUACAACAACAUGAGGACAAUUCCCAACAUCUACAUACUGAACCUCGCCAUUAUGGAUUUUCUGUUUGUCUUGACUUUGCCAUUUCAAGCUGUACAAGCAGCAUUAAUGGCGUGGCCGUUUGGGUCGUUUCUAUGUAAGCUGAUAGUUGGUUGUGACUCCGUGAACCAGUUUGCUUCGAUCUACACUUUAACUUUCAUGAGCGCGGAUCGGUACAUCGCGGUGGUGUAUCCCCUGUCAUCGAUACGGUACAGGACCAAGAACAAGACCAGGAUCUUCUGUGGAUUAGUUUGGGUGCUCUCCAUCCUGCUCACUCUACCUACCUUCCUCUUCUACAACACCAAGACUUAUAAUGGGGUGACCAACUGCUACACCGUGGAUAUCUCAGACAGGCAAGCACAUUUCUAUGCUUAUUUCAAUCUGGUCUUAGGCUUCUUGCUACCCCUCGUAGUAAUUCUUAUGGCGUAUACCACGCUGUUGUACAAAAUGUUACGUAGUAACCUACCCUUGAGGUCUGACGGUGCUUGUAGUGCAGCUCAGAGAGCAUCCAAGAGAGUUUCAAUCUUAACCAUCUCUGUCAUUGUGGUAUUCUUUGUCUGCUGGAUGCCGUUUCACAUCAUGCAGAUAUGGCAAGCCAUUGGUUGGACCCAGAGUACAGCCAUUCGUGUGACCUGGUCCAUCGCCAUUUGCUGGUGUUACAGCAACAGUUGCUUUAACCCGCUUGUUUACACGUUCAUCGGUGAGAACUUCAAGAAGAACCUGGCAGACAUGUGCCCCUGGUGCUUCCCCGAAGCAAGCAAGUUCGACCGGAGCCGUUGCCGCGACAGCAGUACCUACACGCGCGGGGGCACCAUGCGAUUGCACAACGUUCACAACGAGUACACCACCAGCCCAACCAUUGCACCAUCGACAACACUCGGUAGUGAUGGCUACAGUGAGAAUUCACCCAAGAUACAAACCUACACCUUCAGUACCUGAUCCACCAAUUCAACUAUUCUUGUACAGGCAGAGGUUUAGACAUGUAAAUCAAUAGUCUUAUAUGAUACGCAGACAGAGAUCGUGGAACAACUUUCCUUCUUCAGGGAAUACGAGAUGUUCUAGAUAGUGCCUAAUUCGUAAAGUCAUCUUUAUCAGAAGAACUCGGAAGCAGGUUUUUGCACCUUAAACUAAAUUUUACUAGCACCACCGAUCAUCGAUUCGACAUUAAUGUUUUUCAAACCGAGAAAAGGUAAAUGAAUCUGUAUUGCUUAACACAUGAGAUACGAUCUGAAGCAUCUUGAAUAGAAUCAUAAAUAUCGUAAGAAAACUGCUCUUUGGCAAUUAAAAUCCUUUAUAAUUCUAAAAAUUCAGUAGAGUGUAAAGGUUCGAAAAAAAUGCAUACAGAUCUAACGUAUUGAAAUAUUUUCCGUUUUCUGUAAGAUUGAUAGUCCUAGCCAUUGUUUAAAAACGUAUAUUUAUAUAUAUAUAUAUAUAAAGUUUUGAAUCAUUUAUUCAAGAUAACAUCAUAAUGAACUGUAAAAAAUGUAGCUUUUAACUUUAUAUUUUCCUUUGUAUAUACAGUACAAAUUAUCGAACAACUUGUUAUUCGAUGAUUCAUUGUAUUUGUCAGUUGAGUGACGUUAUUUAUUUCGAAACAAUGUGAAUUGAUAAUCUGUAUUUUUAAAAUUCGGUCAUUGGAAAGAAGGUUCCUAUGCAGAAAAACAUUCACAAACUCGAGAGAAGGAGUCAUUUAUAUAACACCAGGACGCCAUCAAUGAUCGAUGUAAUAUUAUCUUUUACCAUAACUUGAUGUUACUGGGAACAGAUGGUCCCCGUACAAAAGCCUAUUAGAAUUGCAGAUUUCAGUAAUCUUCAGGUAAAGAGAUGAUAAAUAUCAUGCUCUCUUAUGUCGUAGUUUUCCUUUAUUUGAAGACACCUGAGAAUAGAUUAUUCUUAAUUGGUAAUUCCAUAAGCACUUAUUCUUAAACCCAUGGUAACAAUAACAAAAAACUGUAAUCUUCUUAUAAAGGUGUGAUCUGGAAAUUGGAUGUUUGCGUCUACAAUUGAUAGAAGAGGUCUUUUCGGAUUUAAUCAGGGUUACAGCGACUUGGAAUGAAAGGAAUGAAUUAAAUACACUCUCUUUCUCUGAUUUGUAAUGGAUUUCACGAAUGGUAAACAACUAUUCAUCUACUUUCCAGUGAAAAGAUAGCUUUAAGAGAGUCCGAAAGCUAAUGCGACAAUUGGGAAGGAGAAAAAGACCGCUUUCCACUUUUCCCCCCAAAUUAAAUCCGUUGCAGCCGUUAAAUCAUUAAAAAAUAUAGAAGGGUAGCUUUACUAGUAUUUUCUGCACGAUCCUUUGUAAUUUCGACUUUACAUGGAAAACCACCUACUGCUUCAACAACGCCGACAUCUGCAAUUUAUACUUACUGUUUUCCUACUGCUACCUCUACUACUACUACUACUACUACUACUACUACUACUACUACUACUACUACUGCCUCUACCACUACUUCUACUAGUACUACUGCUACUCCAUCAUCAUCAUCAUCAUCAUAUUCAUAUUCAUCUUCUUUUUUUUCCUACUACUGCUAUUACUACUACUACUACUUCUACUUCUACUACUACUACUACUACUACUACUACUACUACUACUACUACUACUACUACUACUACUUCUACUACUAUUACUACUACUACUACUAGAACUACUACUACUACUACUACUAUUAUUACUAAUACUACUUCUACUACUACUAUUACUACUACUACUACUACUACUACUACUUCUACUACUACUACUACUACUUCUACUACUAUUAGUACUCCUACUUCUGAUGCUGCUGAUGCGACCACUUCAUCUGCUUCAAACUCUACAACUUCGACUUCUAAAUCUACUAUAUACCACCACUGCCAGUACUUUUUCUUCUUCUACUGUGCGUCUAAUGUGACUACACUCCUCCCACUGCUACUUUUACUACUACUAUUACUACUAUUACUACUACUACUACUUCUACUUUUACUACCUCUAUUGAUGCUGCUACUACCUUUACAUCUUCUACUACUCCCCUUCUCCCUACUACUGAUAAUAAUACAACUAUCAGUAAUACUAUUCCUAUACUAAUAUUUACCACCACUACUGCUACAUUUACAUGUACUUCUAUUAUGCUUCUACUCCUAAACAACUAUUUUACUAUUUUGAUAUUGAUAAUUUUACUACUACUACUACUAUCCCGACACCCGCCCAACACCACUUCUACUACUUGUACUACUACUAUUACUACUACUACUACAACUACUACUACUACCACUACUUCGACGAAGACGAUUGCUUAUAUUGUACAACUACCACCACCAUGCACCAUCAAUGCAAAUAUUACUGUAACACCUCCUUUUUUUCAUUUGAAUGUUCUCGAAGAUCCCCCCUUACUUAUUUUUUACUCGUUUGUGGCCGUCUUUCAUUUUCAAAUGUAUUUCCUUCUUCUGUACUACACUCAUACUAAUAACUUUAUGACAGUUCACACUCUUCCACCCAUCGUUUCAUCACUAUUGCUGCUAUCUGCUGCCUACUGCUGCUAUCAUUACCAAUCCAUUUACUUAUAAAACAACCACAUUUAUAACUAUUAUAGUUUUGGUCUACUUUAUUGCACAUAAUGAGAAUGGAGAUUUGUUGUUUGCACAGCCAAAUGAUGCUUUAAUUUUCGACUUGACAACAACAACUACUACUACUGCUGCUAUACUAAUACGAUUACUUAUCCCAGUACUUCCCAUCGCCCUGCAACUGCUACGGCUUUAUUACUGCUACUACCACAACUACUGUUACAUAAAUACUAUCAUUACAUCAAGUACUACAGCUUCAGGCUUGAAAAAAUAAUAUGCUGCUGCUUCUAUAUCCUGAGUAUGAAUACUGCACUUCUACUAAUACUUCUACUUCUACUACUACGACGAAGAAUAUACUCCCACUAUAAACAUGAUAAAUUCUAGUCCUGCUACAACUAUUACACCUUCACCAUGUUUUUUAUACUUUUGAAUGUACAACUACUACCAUUACUAUCACCAACAUCACCACCACCACCACCAACCACCACUACUACUAUUAUUACCACUUCUCCCGUCUCCUCCUCCUCUUCUUCUUCGUCUUCUUUCACUACUACCACUAUGUCUAAUAUUUACAAUGACAACAAUAAUGAUACAUCCUCUACUACUUCUACUACUCGUAGUUGUACUACUUCUUCUGCUCUUGAUGCUACGUGUUGCGUUACUGCUCUUUAGCAUAACUUCUAUAAUUACUGUUUACACUAUCAUUUACGACUGUGCUAUUUUAUUUCAACUGUAAUAGAUUAAUGGGGGAAAUUGUUUCAAUAUCUUCAUAUGACGAAUUUGUUAUGGGGUAUGACUUUGAUUUAUUCCAGUCUCCAGCAAAUUGACCAUGUUAACACGAAUGGUAAUGAAGUAAAUAUAUAUUUUUGCUAGUAUUACGAUAUUCUGAAUUUGAUUCAGACCCAAUCUUGUGGGAAAUGUAUACACAUGUAUACAAUAUUAUUUUAUGAGAAUUUCGAAAAAUAAAAACAGAGUAGAAAUGCAAAGUAGAAGUGUGUAUUUUAUUCUCCAAAUCAAAACAAUGGGUAAUUUUGAUAUUUCUCUCUUCAUUUCUCUUUCACCUUCAACAAUAAGCGGGGGUGAACUAAGGUAGGAGAAAAACCACCAUCAGGGUUGAUUCGAUCGAGGAACUUUGGAAAUGAAAUUAGCGACCAAUUUCAGGUUUCUCUUUAGCCUUUCGGGUGUUAAAGUGAGGGAAGUUGUGCCGUUGGGUUUCGACGUUGUUUUGCCAAUGAUUUCAAUGCUUUUAUUAGAAUGGGGCAAAAGGGUGGGAGUUGUGUUAUUUCGAUCGGGCAGCAUGACCGGUAAAAAACAUCGAAAGAGCUCGAAAAUGGAGAGUUGCUCAUUAAUUGAUGAGUCCAGUGAACGGAUGAUUUGGUUAGUAACGAACUUCUACCAGACAAGAGAGGAGUUAAAAAAAUAGAGAAAAAUUCUUGUUUUUUAGGUAAACAGAAGGAAUAUUCAUAUAGUCACUCUUGGAAAAUUCUGUGUGUGAAAUUUACUGUAAUCCAACGAUUGAAAUGAUUUCCAAUCGGUGAAUGUUUGAUCAUAUUUUGGGUGAUCAUUAUUAUUUUGUGACCGCUAUCAUUUCAAUGUUUUGUUCAAGAAAAGUGAUAAAUUAAUUCUUCGGAUUUCACUGAACAUAUCGUGCAUCUUUGAUAAAUGUUUUUUUUAUAAUUGAUAUGAGUUAGGGGAUUCUCAGAAUAAAGAUCCCGUUUAUAGAGAUACCGGGCGAAUAAUUGAUUGUUGUUUUAAAUCAUACAGUGUAUUUGUUUGUGUUGUCACUAUGAAAACAAAGCAACCUAUUUUCAAAUCACUUGUCUCUUCUUUCUAGAAUGAUAAUGAAUGUUCUGUAAAGUUUGGAUGCGAAUGACUUCUUACCUACUACCCUAGCAUUGUGUGAUGAAAUCAGUAACAUAUAUAAUUAAUGUCAUAUGGAUAUUUCCCAAUUCGUUCUGUAAAUAAUAUAACAUAUAGUAUAUCAUCAAAAUGUUUGAUUAAUGUAAUAUAAAUCUUAUCGUAUUAAAAUCACUAGUUUUGGUCUAAAAUAGCAGUUGAAUAUUUGCAUUUUCAUUGUACAGAAAUUACAACGAAUUUAAUGUGUACUGGUAGAUUUGAAUGUUGUUUCAUCCCCUUCUUGUCUCGACUAGCAUGGCAGGUCAUGCUUUUGUCGUCUAGAUCGCUCCUGCAUUUUAUUAAGGCUAUUAAAGCGUCUGUAAGCUUUAAACUGAAGCAGUCGUGUCUUACAAAGCUUCGGACAUCUUUGGAAUGUUUGUUGUGGUAACAUUAUGCAUCAUCCCAUGUAAUCACUUUAAAUGAGCAUAAAUAUUGUGUCUCACCCGACCGAAGCCCCUCGUCCAGUGCUGUAAAUUAGCCACUUUUACAUUGACUGUCAUGCCCGACCUUUCGAAUACUGGACAAGGAGCUGAGCCAGCGCUACAGGGGGGGGGGGGGUUACUACCCCCUAUAAAUGUUAAAGUAGAAAAAUAGGGGAACAUGGUGGAAAAGAGGGCGAAAAGUGAAGAAAGGAGAGUAUUAAAAGGGAAGGUAUUGAAUGUCAUGUGAUUCCAUGUCCCCCGUUAUUCCAAUUGAAAAACCCGUACGUAGAAAGUUUAACCACCAAAUAUGUACAUGUAAUAGGAGUCAGAAGUUUAAGGGAUUGAUUCAAGCGCUCUCUACCCAUUGUCGGAUGUUGUAAAGGGCAAAAUUUUAGCACUUGACUUGGGUAUAAAUUUUCCAAGAUUACCAUGAAUAUUUUAUCUCAAUAAUGAAAGAAAUUCCUUGUUUUAAACCCAAGAAUCUAUAGAUCUGAUAAUGAAUUCUUGUCAGAAAAGCUUUUAUACCACCAUACCCCCCAAAAAAAGUAUUCGUCACAAAAUCAGGACAAGUCCUAAAGCAGUUCUUAUUUGUAUUUUCUCUUGCACUCCUCUGUGUAUUACUGUCAAUUAUAAUCAAUGCAGUAAAGGUAGUAAUCUUUUCGUGAUAUUUUAUUUUAGAUGCUACGUGUAUGUACGAGCUCGUGUCACAAUAGUGUUACAAUGCGUCACGUGACUGAUGAGGAAACUCUUCACUAUGUCCAUGCACAUUUAAUAUCUCAGCCACACCAACAGAACUGACUCCAAACCGACCAAUAAUAUGGUAUAAUUUUAAAAAUUGCAUGAUACUUUGGUGGGUCUUGAGUUGGUUCGGGUGGUUUGAAUGCGAGAUAUUGCUCUUCGUUUAAAACGUGACAUGAUAAAAAUAUACAUCAAUUAAAAUGUGCACAAAUUGUGUUGAAUUCAACAAGAAUCGUUUGCUUUUUCUGUGUUUUGUAUAAUUUAGCUUGUGUCAUAAUACGUACUGGCACUAUAAAUAAGUUACAUACAUAUUUUUUAUGUAGAACUUUAUAACAUGUUUCCUAGUUCGUAUGUCAAUAUACUAAGGAAUGACUUAAAAUCUUCCUCUUUUUUGGGGUCCUGCAUUUUAAGAAAUUGUGACGAGAGGCUGAUAUUCAAAUGGUCAGGUAAUUGUCGCCUUCACGCUUGUAACAUGAUAUGGUUUUUGGUGUGUUCCAACUGAACGCCAUUCCAUGUACUGGUGAGAUAUAGUACCUCUUGCAGGGAAGUCAAAUUCCUUGGCCGUUUUGGGCUCUUCCUUCAGGAUGGUCCAUGGAGAGGCUUGUCAUGGACAAAAUCAAUAAUCAGUCGUGUUCGGAAAUCUCGGCAGAAUCAAUUCACACUGCCGGAAUAACUUGUUUUAUACGUUCACAUCGAAUACGUGUGUUUCGUGCACCCGUAUCUGUGCACUGAUGACCGUAUACUAAAACAAUGUUCGUACGAGUAUCCAUGCAGUCUAUCGACAGUGGAGACGGACCCAUAGAUCAAAGACUAGACUCUUAUAGCCAGAAGCCUGAUUUCUUACAUUAAAUUGUGUGUGAGUGGAACAUUAAAGAUCGUGUAUUAUUGCAAUCUUAUGUAUGUAUUAUUGACAUUUCUAUUUGCUAUAGCCUCCAGCGUGUUCAAUGUUAUUCUAGCUUUGUCCGCUGCUCUUUAUGUUUUGUAUUGCAAACUGAUGCUAUUAUAUGAGUUGAUAUAAAUGUCAUGCUUUUACAAAAUUUAAAA